Messenger RNA from Cornus florida, 1673 nucleotides. Its product is annotated as nuclear transport factor 2-like. The transcript is spliced from 6 exons. Gene Ontology annotation, cellular component: ribonucleoprotein complex; cytosol. Gene Ontology annotation, molecular function: mRNA binding. NCBI's taxonomy places the organism in Eukaryota, Viridiplantae, Streptophyta, Magnoliopsida, Cornales, Cornaceae. Bases 395 to 1186 code for a protein of 263 amino acids. The record is from RefSeq and is a predicted model, not a curated record.
AAGAUAUGUCUCUCUCUUCCUCGGAUAUACCUUAUAUCUGCUCAUUGCGCCUCUAUAUAUAGGCCUCAGUUACUGCCAUAAUCAUAUGCUCCUCUUGAUUUUGCUUCUUUUUCUGACUUUUCUUUCCACCACGUUUUUGUUUCCUUUCUUUACUUUUGCUUUUGUCUUUUCAUUUCUUUAUUGUUUUCUCCAUUUGCUGUCAUUAGAACACCUCAGCCACUUCUUUCUUCAUUUCUUUAUUCCAUUUAAUUCUUUUCUUUCACCUUUCCUUUACAGUAUGUCAGCUUCUUCUAGAUUGUGUGCAUCUGCGGACACAAGCACCCACUUUGCCUUUCUUCCCUUGAUUAAUUUUAGCCACAUUUCUAACACUGGUUGCUUUUGAGAUCGAUCAGUUAUGGCGGCGACGGUGCAGCAACCAGCCUCUGCUCAAAUUGUUGGUAAUGCUUUUGCUCAACAAUACUACCGUACACUGCGCAAAUCGCCAGGGCUCGUUUAUCGAUUUUAUCAGGAUAUCAGUAUGGUUGGUCGUCCUGAGGACAAUGGUACCAUCAGUAUCACUACAACAAUGAACAAUAUCAAUGAGAAGAUACUGUCACUCAACUAUGACAAGUACAGGACGGCUAUCACAUCUGUGGAUGCACAAGAGUCUUUUGACGGGGGAGUUCAUGUCCUUGUAACUGGUUAUAUGGUGUGGACGGAUGAUUUGAUUCGGCAUUUUGCUCAAACUUUCUUCCUUGCACCACAAGAGAAAGGCUACAUUGUCUUGAAUGACAUGCUUCGAUAUGUGGAAGACAUCAAUCACCAUGAUGGAAGUCCAGGUUCAACUAACUUCCACAAAAAAAAAAAAAGAAAAAAAAAAAGAAAAAAAGUCCUGGUUCAACUAGUGAUAUGGAGGCUCCUCUCACCCCUGAGCAGGGAGAACCAAAUUUCUGAGCAAACAAUUGUUUUGGCUGAGGAAGUGAAUGGGGAAGAAGUCUACAAUUCCUCCAACCAUGGAGAAGUGUUGGCUGUGGAAGAUGAAAUGCCAGUACCCGAGGUUGUUAAUGAAGUACAGGGUGAUUCACGGAUGGUCGUUGAAUCGAACUCCAAAGUUGAAGAACUGCCACAGAAAUCUCAUGCUUCCAUUGUGAUGGUUAGGAAAGAGGGUACUGCUACUUUUUCAUCUCCUGCACCUGCUUCUCGGUGAUCUGUACCAAAGACCCAAGAGCACCAAGUGAACUCUGCAUUGCCUCCUGCGUCAGCAGCUGAGACACCAGUUUCCAGUUCAAAUGCUAUUGAGAAUGAUAGUAGUCAGGAGGGGGAAGCAACUACUUGCUUGGAUUUUGUAUCAUGGAAAAUGAGGUGGUGUUUUUGACAAGUGAAGACUGUUGUCUCGCGGGAUCUCAUUGUAAUAUUAGUUUCGUGAUAGGAUUCGUCAUUCGAGAAAAGUUGCAAUCGUUGUUUCCCUUUUAGUAGAUAUAUUUAGUGAUUUGCUUAGUUCAAGUGGUCUCAACUUCUCUUUCCAAUGGAAGGUUGAGGAUUCGACUCCCACGUGGGACAAAUUUGAGUUUUGGCAAAAUAUAGAGUUGACUAGUUUUUAUGUAAAUUAUAGAGUAGUUGUAUUGUUUCUGUCUUUGUAUGGUUAUAAUGAUAGUUUUAUGUAUUUUAUUUUGUCGGUGCUUUUUGAAUGUUUA